UGCAUGCUUGACUUAUGAAUGUGAAUAAUUUCUUUUCAGGAAACUAACUUUAAGGAAUGGAAGCAAGUGGUGCAAGAAAUUAACCGUUUCACAAAAGUUGAUAAGGGCUUUAAUUUCAGACCCAUGCGAUAUUGUGCCACAUUUGAUACUCAUCGAGCAUCUCUUCCUUAUGUAGCUCGUUUUCAUGCUAAGAGAGUUUUAAAAUUUCAAGAUGCCCUGUUGACAAGUUAUCAUCGAAAUGAGGUCAAGUUUGCUGAGCUUACAUUGGACAUGUAUAGAAUGAUACAGUGUUUAGAAUGGGAGCCUAGAGGAACAUUCUACCAAAAGCAUACAUUUAAACCUAAGGAGAACGGUGACACAAUUGAUCACUCAGGAGCUUCUGGGAUAAUAGACAUGAAUCUCACUGCAGAUAUGACGGAUCCAAAUAUACCUCCUAAUCCUAGAAAAGCUACCCUGUACCGUCCAUCUGUGACACAUAUGAUAGCAGUAAUGGCUACAAUUUGUGAGGAACUGCCACCAGACAGUGUCGUGCUAGUAUACCUUUCAGCCUCAGGGAACGCUGGUCUUAAUAAUGUCUCUCAGGUAGAAAAUUCUGGAGGUUCAUCCAAAUCUUCAAGACACAGAGUCUCUUCUCAGACUUCCCAUGGACAGAAUUCUGGACUUUCUGAAACUCAAAAUAAUGGCAAGAGAGAAAGUGGCUAUUAUGACAAUUAUCUGUGGUUUGGUCCCAAGGGAAAUAGUGGUACAAAUAAUCUCUACCCUGGCGAUCUUAUCCCCUUCACUCGGAAACCUCUUUUUUUGAUUAUUGACAGUGAUAACAGCCAUGCAUUCAAGGUUUUACAUGGCGCUGAAAGGGGUGAAACGGCUGCUUUAUUCCUUUCACCCUUAAGACCAAUUUUCAAGAAUCCAUCUGAUGUAAAUUCCAAUAAUGGAAGCCAAUUUACCUUUUUUUUGACUUGUCCUUUGUCAGCAUUCUGCCAAAUGAUUGGUGUCUUCCCUAAUGAGGCUGAUACAGAUGUGUACAAUGAAGCAGAGAACAUAAUAGAUAAUGCUUUCACUGAGUGGGAAAUAAGUCUUUGCUCAUCAACUACCAUGAAUUUAGUAUGGGCGCAGGUUAUAAGUGAUCCAUUUUUGAGGCGACUUAUUCUAAGAUUCAUAUUCUGCCGAUCCGUGAUCUCUUUUUUCUGCCCGCCUGAGGAAAGUGAACAGUAUCUGCCAAUUUGUUUACCCCAUCUACCCACUUCUGUUGCACCAUCGUCUGAAGCCGUGCGUUCAGCUGUCGUGCAACUUGCCGUGCACUUUGACGUUGCUGACUCCUUUCACUUUACUGAAACAUAAGAUUGGAUCUUAAAAAGUAACGACUAAACUGUUAGGGUUGCAUGCAGGCAUUGGAAGCUAAGGAUCCUCAGAUCAAAAGCAUAAUGAGUUGACCUUUCGGGCGACAGGGCAGAGAGUAUUUAUGUGGGGUCCUGGGCUGUCUGGUAAAAAAAGUUGUUGGUAAUGGUUGCCUCUGCUUGUUGUGUUGCGUACUUCGACCCCACCUGCUUCAUUGAUCUCUCUCUCUCUCUCUCUCUCUCUCUCUCUCUCUAUAUAUAUAUAUAUAUAUAUAUAUAUAUACUGUAUUUGGUGGUUUGCUCUUUACUCUGUCAAGGUUAGGUCAUCAUGGAUGCCUGGUGAUUUUUCAUUUGUUUGGCCGUGGCAAGAUAAUUUUGUAUUUUUAGUGUGGCAAGAUAGUUGUUAGUUUAAAGUUAGUUGUAUUUGUUCAUACUUCAUAGCUUUGAAAAGGAAAAGAAGAAAACAGAAACUCAUUGUUAAUUUUAUCUUUUUUAGCAGAA
This is a messenger RNA of Vigna umbellata (rice bean), 1835 nucleotides long. RefSeq lists its product as uncharacterized. Gene Ontology annotation, biological process: DNA-templated transcription. NCBI's taxonomy places the organism in Eukaryota, Viridiplantae, Streptophyta, Magnoliopsida, Fabales, Fabaceae. The record is from RefSeq and is a predicted model, not a curated record. Gene Ontology annotation, molecular function: transcription corepressor activity.